Messenger RNA from Scheffersomyces stipitis CBS 6054, 450 nucleotides. It is a transcript of the gene CMD1, whose product is annotated as calmodulin. The record is from RefSeq and is a predicted model, not a curated record. Gene Ontology annotation, molecular function: enzyme regulator activity; calcium ion binding. The transcript has 2 exons. Lineage: Eukaryota; Fungi; Ascomycota; Pichiomycetes; Serinales; Debaryomycetaceae. Gene Ontology annotation, cellular component: central plaque of spindle pole body. Gene Ontology annotation, biological process: spindle pole body organization. The coding region runs from base 1 to 450 and encodes 149 amino acids.
AUGGCUGAGAAAUUAUCCGAACAACAGAUUGCUGAAUUCAGAGAGGCUUUCUCCUUAUUCGAUAAGGAUAAGGAUGGCAAGAUCACAACCAAGGAAUUGGGUACUGUGAUGAGAUCCUUGGGCCAAAACCCAUCUGAAAGUGAAUUGACAGACAUGAUAAACGAAGUCGAUGUGAAUAGCGAUGGCUCUGUCGACUUCCCAGAAUUCUUGACCAUGAUGGCCAGAAAGAUGAAGGAUACAGACUCUGAAGCUGAAAUUGCUGAAGCCUUCAAGGUAUUUGAUAGAAACGGGGACGGCAAGAUCAGCGCUGCUGAGUUGAGACAUGUGUUAACCUCAAUUGGUGAAAAGUUGUCCGACGCAGACGUUGACCAAAUGAUCAAGGAGGCUGACACCAACAACGAUGGCGAAAUUGAUAUCCAAGAAUUUACUCAAUUGUUAGCUGCUAAAUAA